CUGCGCUCGGGCGGCGCUGCCCCCAUCGCCCCCGCUGCCGCUGCCGACGGACGCGGAGGAAGGGCAGAAUCGCAUCUCGGGAGGAUUUUGUUCCUUGCCUGCAUCUCCAGGACGGGGGGAUGUAUGCAUUGGAGACGCUGUGUCUUGCAAACCCAAAAGACUGGAGCCGUUUGAAGAUUAUGUAACAGCAAAGGUGCAGAUACCCUUUGGAAAGAGGAAUAAUGGGACCAGGCAUUCAGGAAUAUCCCUUAUUACUGCACAGAGAGACACAGCAGAAGGAAAYCCACAGCCACACCAAUGAAAACCACAAAGGAAUGGUAAAUAAUGGAAAAAGCCAUCCAAGCACCAAAGGACUAAAUAAACCAAUUUCUUAUGUGAAAUCUCCUCCUGGACGAUUAGGCAAAAAUGUAUCAAGUGCCAUUGAAAAGAUUUCCCAUGACACUCAAGAUGGUCACCAACCAAGUGUUCUUAAGAAGGGAAGGAACCAACUGGAUGGCAAUAAUCAGUCAAAAAGGAUCCCGAGUGUUUGCACCUCACUGCAGAGUGCACCAGGACCAAAGAAGAGUCUCCCAGAAAGAAGGCAAAAUGAAUCCUUCCCACACAGGAUYCCCCCUGGCACAAAGGGCAGCACACAAGGAAACUUCUGCAGGGCUAAAGAUGUCCCAGUGCAGCAUUUKUACUGCAGUAAAAAAGAACAGUUGGGAAGGAAUCACGAAGAAUACAUUGCUGAAGCCAGUCCAGGCUCUUCUAAAUGGCAAGAAACAUCUGUAGGUGCAAUGUUUCUUGAUUUUGAAUCGGUACAAAUUAUUAAAGAAGAUGCUGAAGAUGAUAGUGCCAGUGAUCUCUCUGACUCAGAAAGGAUUCCCAUUCCCCCCUCUCCCUGCACACCACCAGAACUCAUCCUCAGAGCGGAAGAAAUCGACCCUGUUUGUUUGGAACACAUCCCUGAAAUGGGAUUUAAGGAAUCAGAAUAUUACUACCCUGACUUYCUCCCACCUCCUUUCAACUCCUGGGACUUGAAGCAGCUGGCCAUCUUCRUCCACGUGGAAGGGAAAACUGAUUUCCGCCCCAAGCCCACGGGAUCUCUGGAGAAAUACAUUGAGCGCCUGGUGCAGCUGGAGUGGCUGCAGAUGCAGACGGUGCAGAGUGAGAAGGGCAGAGCAGCCAAAGGUCGGCCCCAGACUGCCCCCAGCUCUGCCCGUGCCCUCAAGAGCCCUGGAAAAGCCAAAGCACUGCUCAGCCCUUUGCCCAGCAGGCAAAUGAUGCCCCAGGAAGGCAUGGCCAGGCUGCCCAGGAGCUGCUUGGGUCACAGGGCAGAUCCCUACUCGGAGGAGACUCGCCAGGUGCGCUCCCAUCCAGCUCACCUGAAACUCCCGGAGAGGAUGGGAAGUGCAGCAUCUUCUCCCAGGCAAACUGGUGAUGGAAGGAGUGAACUGAAAAAGAAACCAGCUGCAAAGCAGCAGCUCCUCAGCCUGCAGCCACCCGAGAGCAGCUCUAAAAUCCAAAGCGUUGGUAACAUCAGACCCCCUAAGCAAAGCCCCACAGCAUUCCAUGGUGCAGCUGCUCCCAUCAAAGGCUUAAAAACAUACACAUGUACAAAUCCAAAGAAAAAUGGCAAUGCCAGCASUUAUGUUCCUCCUAAAAAACCAACRGUGGACAGGAAAAUAAAAACAAAUGGCACAAAGCAACCACCACGCAAAUUUCAGUGAAGGAGAACUCAUUAGUGUUGAUGCUUUUUGACUGCUAGAAAGCAUCUGGCCAGUGCAGAAGAAUCCUUUUUUCUUCAUAGGAAGAUCCUGAGAAAAAUGUGUUCCUGACACGUGGCUCUGAGUCAGCACUGUUCAUUUCUAUACAUUUGAUCUUAAGCCAGCAGGAAAUGUUUUCCCUGAAGGCAAAUGUCUUCCAUUGGUCUUUCCUCAAAAAYAUUUAUAAUUGCUCAAUGAAGAUAACAGUAGCACAGUGUGAAGUUUAGAGAAGUAGAGAAUGUCCUGUUUGCACCAGUUGAAGUCUGAGGUGUUUCUUGUGCUUACCCUGGUGUAUGUGAGGGAAUCUCCUUGACCAGAUGUGCUUUUUGUAAGACAGAUUUGAUUGUGGUGUUUUCUGAUGGAAAUGGCUCAGCUGUUUUUAUAAAAUAAUGGAGCCUGAUAUCUAUGCAAAGUCAACUCUGAUUCUUCACAGAAGAUGAAUUGGAUUUUUUUUGAUGAAAUAGAUAUUAUUUUUUUGAGAAGAAGAAUGGAGUUAAUGUUUUGAAAUAUUGUAAUGCAGAAAGAAUUCUUUWUAAGAUAAAGUGUUAGGGACCAGACAGCUUCAAUAGUGACAGAUUAUGAAAAUAGAAUGUGUAUUUUUGUACCCUGGAAUCUUCACUGUGUUUACAGACAGCUUUCCUGGAAGUUMAUUUUGUAGGCCUUGAUGCUUUUUGUCAUUUAGGGGAAAUGACCAAAUUUCAAAUUGCACACGGAUAUAUUUGAGUAAUGCAAACUAAGGCUUUUAGCAGAGACUGUGUGGCCUAAUUUGCAGAACUGGUAGCCUCUUAAAGCAUAAAAAAUAGCCUCUUAAGGGAAGAACUUAAAGGCUCUUGUAAGUUCAAGUAAAGAUGUAUUUUGAUACAGAACAURCCUAUUUUCACCUAAGAUGAUUUAUUUAUCCUGUGGUCCAGUCUAGCUUGGCUUCUUGAGGUUUAGGGAGGUGAAAUGGGCAAAUGCCUCACAGAAAGAAAUUGUACAGCCWGGACUGGGUCCUGUCCUUGGGCCUUCUCUUGUGUCUGUGAGAUACAAGAGAACACAAAGGACAGUUCAGAGAAUAUUCAAGUGUCAGUUGAUCUGUUACAAUUUCAAAUGAAUGACASCAGCUGGGGACAGGGUCUCAUUAAGAUGAAAUUCUGAAGAAUUUUUUACUUUCAUUUUAAAAUUCUGGUCAGCAUCAUUUCCUCCUCAGUCACCAGUCACAAUCUUCAUGAGAAGUGAGCUGAGGUCUGAUGGACCAGAUUCUACAAGUGGAUCCUUCACAUUAUGAUARAAAAUGAAAAAGUAGCAAACACUAAAGAGUACAUUCUGUAUAUAGCUAAAUUGCACUUCUCUUGGUGAGCUCAUCUUGGUUUUAAGAUGCUUAGCUGUUUCUAUCUUUCAUUGUGCCUACCAGAUCUUCAGCUUUGUAAAAUUUCAAAGCAUGGAUUUAUAUGUAGUUUAAAAAGUGAGAAUAUUCAGAAAUGUAGUAAUAAAGUAGAGUAUUUUACAGUACAUAAAAACAUUGCUCAGGAAUAGUCUUAAGAAAUAUUUUUAGUGUUUUU
Molecule: messenger RNA, 3286 nt
Organism: Malurus melanocephalus (red-backed fairy wren)
Lineage: Eukaryota; Metazoa; Chordata; Aves; Passeriformes; Maluridae
Gene: FAM217B
Product: family with sequence similarity 217 member B
Exons: 5
Coding region: 222-1709 (495 amino acids)
Source: RefSeq, a predicted model, not a curated record